GCGGCUUGACUUGGAGAGAGCAGCGCGAUGUCUGGCAGAGGAAAGGGCGGCAAGGGGCUCGGGAAAGGAGGCGCUAAGCGGCACCGGAAAGUUCUUCGCGACAACAUCCAGGGAAUCACCAAGCCGGCUAUUCGCCGUCUGGCUCGCCGUGGCGGUGUGAAGCGCAUUUCUGGCCUGAUCUACGAAGAGACCCGCGGUGUGCUGAAAGUGUUCCUGGAGAACGUGAUCCGCGACGCCGUCACUUACACGGAGCAUGCCAAGAGAAAGACCGUCACCGCUAUGGAUGUGGUGUACGCCCUGAAACGCCAGGGACGCACUCUGUACGGCUUCGGCGGGUAAACGCUCCGACACUGAACCGCACCAACACAACGGCUCUUUUAAGAGCCACCCAAACAUCCACAAAGAGCUCUUUCUCCAUGAGUGUGUGUGAGAGAGGGAAGAGAAAAGCAGCCUAUGUAUUUUUUUUUAUUCUCAGGUAAUAUACUUGCUGUUUCGUUCUGCACUACAUUGAGCCACAGCAACGACAUCUCGUUCUAAUGUGUAUUGUUUGAUGCAAAUCUGAAUGAAAAUAAAGUAUAUUUAAAAUGAAGCAGAGAACA
Neoarius graeffei (lesser salmon catfish) is the source of this 599-nucleotide messenger RNA. Its product is annotated as histone H4. Gene Ontology annotation, molecular function: DNA binding; protein heterodimerization activity; structural constituent of chromatin. The coding region runs from base 28 to 339 and encodes 103 amino acids. Gene Ontology annotation, cellular component: nucleosome. Gene Ontology annotation, biological process: nucleosome assembly. The record is from RefSeq and is a predicted model, not a curated record. The transcript has a single exon. Lineage: Eukaryota; Metazoa; Chordata; Actinopteri; Siluriformes; Ariidae.